CACCAGCCUCACUCCAUUCUUGAAAUCUUUUGACUCCAUCUACAACCUCAAAUCAAAUGGCCCGGGGACCAAACUGGCUCAGCAAAGAAGAUGCCCAACUUGCAAGGAGUUGGCUUCACACCUCACAAAAUCCAAUCUAUGCAAAUGCGAUGAAACGCGAUCAAUUCUGGGAGACAACGGCAGUACACUUCAAUGAGAACUCAGCAGGAGGUCACCGAGAAGGGAAGGAUCUAUCAACCCGAUGGGCAAAACUCCGAGCGGCUGUGACUAAGUUUUGUGGGAUAUACGCAUCAAUUGAGCGCAACCCACCCUCUGGAAGCGAACCACUUGAUUGGCUCAAUCAAGCAAAAACUCUGUUUACGGACCAAACCGGAAAGCCCUUUGGCUUUGAGAGCGCCUGGAUGGAGCUUCGCAAUGCCCCAAAGUGGAGGAUCCUGUUGGAUAAGGCACCAGCCCCAACUCUUCUUGCCAUCACUGAGGCACAAUCGACUCCACCCCCACCUCCACCAUCCAGUGGAACUGUUCCCAACACACCUAACACACCCGCAAGCGAGCCAGCAACCGAAGCCCCCAGCGCUAAUGAAGGAAGACAGCCACCUGGGGUCAAAGCAGCUAAGAGAGCUUUGACCCAGAGUGAAUUCCUCCAGAAGAAGAUCAAGCUCAUGGAGUCAUCCGUGAAAGAAACGCACGACUUAAGCCGCAAGCGAUUCCAAGAGACGUCGCGCGCAAACAAUUUACAAGAGAAAGUGGUUGAUAUGGAUAUAUUAUCGAAGGACUUGUCAAUGUGUGUCGACGAAUUCGAACGUGCCUAUUAUACCAAAGCCAAGAAAACCAUACUCCAGCCAAUGGAAUAG
This is a messenger RNA of Puccinia graminis f. sp. tritici CRL 75-36-700-3, 854 nucleotides long. RefSeq lists its product as uncharacterized. The transcript has 2 exons. The coding region runs from base 57 to 854 and encodes 265 amino acids. The record is from RefSeq and is a predicted model, not a curated record. Lineage: Eukaryota; Fungi; Basidiomycota; Pucciniomycetes; Pucciniales; Pucciniaceae.